Ziziphus jujuba (common jujube) is the source of this 2017-nucleotide messenger RNA. RefSeq lists its product as uncharacterized. Gene Ontology annotation, cellular component: nuclear pore transmembrane ring. Gene Ontology annotation, biological process: nuclear pore organization. Bases 138 to 1793 code for a protein of 551 amino acids. The transcript has 4 exons. NCBI's taxonomy places the organism in Eukaryota, Viridiplantae, Streptophyta, Magnoliopsida, Rosales, Rhamnaceae. Gene Ontology annotation, molecular function: protein-macromolecule adaptor activity. The record is from RefSeq and is a predicted model, not a curated record.
UUUCUAAGUUAAAACGUAGAACCCUCGCACCCGGCACCCCCAUAAAACCCCACAGAGAAAACCCAAGCUCAUUGAGCUCGUCUUCUCAAAGAUCUCAAAACCUAAUAAAAAAAACACCCAAUUCUUCAACAAAAACAAUGCCCUCAGCUUCACCACCACCACCGGACAUGGUGGUCAAGAACCGCUUUUUAGGGUUCUUAAUAUGGCAAUCCAUUCCCUCCACUGCCAUCUUCAUCUUCUUCAAAAUCUUCAUCUCCACCCUGUAUUCUUCUUCCACCUCUCAAACCCACUUCUUCUCUUUCCUUUUUUUGCCAUCACUCUUUUCCUUUCUUGCAUUCUUCACCUUCCACCUCUCGCACCUUCUCUUCUCUGCUUCACUCUCACUUGUCUCCUCCCCCCAACCCCACCGCCCAGCCUAUCCCUUUCAGCUCCUGCUUGGGCUAAUUCGGAUUUUGCUUGUUUCGGGUGGCUCCGAUGGUUCGGUGUCGGCGGAUUUUCGUCGCCGAGCCAAGGUUUCUCUUCGCUUUGUGCUGUUCGUGGUGGCGGCAGGGCUGUCGGGGCUUGUGGCGGCCGUUUCCAUCUGCUUUGCGAGCUCCAUUGGCGAGUAUGAUGAUGGGGUUCGGUUGGCUGGGAGAGUUGGUAUUAGGGGCCUUGUAAUGGGUUUAGUUUAUGGGUCGCAUUAUGUUUAUAAGCGCCGAUGGGUGUUGGAGUUCCCCAUUAUCCAGCGUCCUCCUUUCUUCAGCUUCAAGAUGGGUCUCCCAUCGGCCAUUACACGAGCUUUAAAGCUUUCAGGUGUUGCUUACCUAUUUUCUACCACCGUGGCACUUUUUCUGCCAGAUCAACUUAAGAGCCAGGGUGCACUGGGGAAAUUUAUUGCUGAGCAAAUAAUAUUUUAUCUCGGGAGUUUUGCGGUUUUUCUCUGUUGGGAAUUAAGUCACCAUUUACAUCAGGUCUUACAUACAAAGAGAUUCAUAUUUGCACCACCCAAAGGAUCAGCAGCUGCAGAAACAAAUCCCAGUGAGCCUCUCCUUGCAGCCCUGGAGGAAAGCAACCCUAGUUCUCUCCUUCAAUAUCUUGCGUAUCUUGAUCUCUGCAUGGUUUGUGAGAAUAAUGUUGAUAUGUGGCGACGAGCUGCCUUUUUUGAAGAAAGCGGUGAAACUUAUAAAAGGGUAAUAGCAGUAUGCUUGAGGCCUCUGGAGCAGCUUGCAUCAAAAUUAGGUGAAGCUUUGGACAAUUCUGUAGACAAAAACUCCCAACUAUCCAAUCAGUUAUUAUCACCUACUGACCUUGAAGAUCCAAAUUGCUUUGAACCACUAAACAACCUCCAGCUUUAUACAUGGUGUGCAAGGAUGGUUUCUGCUCUGACUGCACACUCACACCAGGAGGACAGGUUUGGGGUUGCUCAGCUCUCUGGAAGUAAUGCAGCUGUGAUCUCAACACUGAUUUCUUGCCUUCUUGCAGUUGAAACUUUUAUGGGAAAGACCACCAACGUGCAAUCCCCUCACUUGACAGGAUCUGCUGGUAUAAAAUGGGCAACAUCAAGCAUGGGAAGAACAGACAUUCGGAUGCGUAAAAAGAGAGGUGGCCCUCUACAUUCAAAAGCAUAUGCCAUUGCUGAUGUUCUGAGGACUUCAAUCUACCGUAUUGUUUCUGCGUUCUACGAUGAGAUGCAGGCUAGUGCUAAAGCAGGUCUUCUUGAGAAGGACUGGACCAUUAGUGGCAAGCCUCUUUUUGGAAGCCGUGAAGUGGUUCUGCAUAAACUACGACUUUUCCUGGAUUUCCGAGCUGGCUAAUUGCUAGGUUUCAAAACACACUCCUGCACUGUUUUUUUUCCCUCGCCUCAUUAAUUUAUUUGCAAGGGAAGAACCAAUACAUGAAGAGGAGGCUAUCUUGUUUCCAAAUCCAGAGUCAUAUAGGUGGAAAUAUGGGGUAUUAUUUCAAUUUUGCUUUUAAGAAAAAAAUGUAAAAGAAAUCCUCUAAUUUUCACCGAUUAAUAGAGCACAGGUUGUUGACUGUA